Messenger RNA from Cariama cristata (Red-legged seriema), 1431 nucleotides. It is a transcript of the gene PAIP2, whose product is annotated as poly(A) binding protein interacting protein 2. The transcript has 3 exons. The record is from RefSeq and is a predicted model, not a curated record. Gene Ontology annotation, cellular component: cytoplasm. NCBI's taxonomy places the organism in Eukaryota, Metazoa, Chordata, Aves, Cariamiformes, Cariamidae. Gene Ontology annotation, biological process: negative regulation of translational initiation. Gene Ontology annotation, molecular function: mRNA regulatory element binding translation repressor activity. Bases 25 to 408 code for a protein of 127 amino acids.
AGACUUCAAGUCAAAGACGCAGCCAUGAAAGAUCCAAGUCGCAGCAGUACUAGCCCAAGCAUCAUCAGUGAAGAUGUGAUUAUAAAUGGUCAUUCUCAUGAAGAUGACAAUCCCUUUGCAGAGUACAUGUGGAUGGAGAACGAAGAGGAAUUUAACAGACAGAUCGAAGAGGAGUUGUGGGAAGAAGAAUUUAUUGAGCGCUGUUUCCAGGAGAUGCUGGAAGAAGAGGAGGAGCACGAAUGGUUCAUUCCAGCCCGUGAUCUCCCACAAACAAUGGAUCAAAUCCAGGACCAGUUCAAUGACCUUGUUAUCAGUGACAGCUCAUCACUGGAGGAUCUGGUGGUCAAGAGUAACCUGAAUCCAAACGCAAAGGAGUUUGUUCCUGGGGUGAAGUACUUAAAUAUUUGAGUAGACUGGGCCCUCUCUUGGUGGAUGUAGCACAAUUUCCACACUGUGAAGCCAGUAUUAGAAGAUUUAAUUGUAAAAGCUCUCUCUUCUUGUCACUGUGUUACACUUAUGCAUUGCCAAAGUUUUGUUAGUCUUGCAUGCUCAAUAAAAGUGCUGAGACUGUUAUUAAGUAAAUCUGUCAAAAGUUUAAUGGAAACAUAAUUGGGCCCUGGCUCUCUGCGAAGGAGGCAGUGAGGUAAGAAGCACCAGUCAAGUUGAGACAAAGUACCACGUUUCUAAAACCUUCUGCAGACUCUGUCUUUUUAAAUAGGACUUGGAAUUUGCUAUGGAUGGUCUGUUUUUAACUAAAGAUGUGUUAACUGGUGCUAGGUUGCACCUGAUAAUGCCUUAACUUAAAAAUGAAAGCAAGGAUAUCUGAUUGUUAUGCAAAUUAGCUAACUUUCCUUUGAAAUACCAGUAUUGUUACUAAUGUUAAUUUUUUUCCCCUUAAAAAACCGUCGUGCUCCUUUUAAGCAGCACGGGCUUUAACAGAAGUUUUACAGACCUGUACAGAGUCGUAGAUCUCAGCUACCGAGCUAACAUCCAAGCAAUCGGAAGGAAGAAAUUCCCUGUGCUUUGCAGUGUGUUAUCAUGUUAGAAAACUUUCACUUCCUGAUUAUGUUAAAGGAGAUGUGAGUUUCAUCACAAUUUCUUCCAAGGACCCCGAUACGUACAUAGCACUGCCUAUGUAACUUUUAUUAUAGCUGGAUUUAACCAAGAAAACCCUAGCAUUAGUGAUUUGAGUGGUGCUUUUCCCUUGCUUUGUUUAAUCAUCACUACACAAUAGUCUACAGCACAACAACUUUUGUUUUGUUUUGUUUUUUCUUUUAAUAAAGCUAGAACAGUUUUGGCUUCUUAAACUUCAUAUUCGGGUAGGUUAAGCUGCCAUACGUGUUCAGUGUGAAUAGUGUUUAAGUUGAAAAUAUUGUAAAAAAAUUAUAUUUUUUCAAAAAUAUUUAAAAAAAUAAAUAAUAGUAGAACUGA